Molecule: messenger RNA, 924 nt
Organism: Bacidia gigantensis
Lineage: Eukaryota; Fungi; Ascomycota; Lecanoromycetes; Lecanorales; Ramalinaceae
Exons: 2
Coding region: 1-924 (307 amino acids)
Biological process (GO): DNA repair; DNA damage checkpoint signaling
Cellular component (GO): nucleus; checkpoint clamp complex
Source: RefSeq, a predicted model, not a curated record
AUGGAGCCUGUGUUUGUCGCCGUGUCGACGACCGCAAGGCAGCUAUUUCACCUUUUAAGCUUUCUGACGACUGUAUCAUUUUCUGAUAUCUUACCAGCCGUUAUCUUCCUUGAUGUAGCGCUCUUCAUAACCUAUAAAGUCCGACGGUCUAAUAAAGACCCUAACUUGCAAUAUGACGAGGAAGACGAGAAUGACAUACCGCCCUUCGAAAUUUCUCUCUCCUCUCUGCUUGAAACGCUGCAGGUACUAGGGAUCAGUGACAAACCCCCCAAAGGUUCCUGGUCGACACGUAACGGAACCAGCACCUCCGCCUUUGACUCUCACGCCACGGUUGGUAUGACCGGUCUUUGUCGUCUGUCGUACCAAGCCGAAGGAGACCCUCUCUGCAUUGUCCUGGAGGAGGCCGGUGUGACAACGACCUGUGAACUGACUACAUACGAGUCGUCUUUUGACGACGAAAUUCCUUUGCAGAAAGACGCAUUGAUGCAGAAGAUUAUCAUGAGAUCAAGCUGGCUGCACGAUGCGAUUAUGGAGUUGGCCUCGUCAUCACCGACGCGCCUUACGAUUGCAUCAUCCCCGCAGGCUCCAUACUUCACGUUGUCUUCCACUGGUCCUUUCGGCUCUGCAGCAGUUGAAUUCAGCAAAGAUCCUCAGCUACUUGAGACAUUCCAAGUCUCAAGCCGGUCAGUGAACACCUACAAUUACAGCCUGAUCAGAUCUGCAAGCAAGGCAAUGGCAGCAGCCACGAAGGUUAGUUUGCGAAGCGAUGAGCAAGGUGUGUUGAGUUUGCAGUUCAUGAUUGAGACGGAUCAUGAGGGUAAAUCAAGUGGAAUCAUUUUUGUGGAUUUCAGGUUCGUCCCAUAUCUUGAUGAGGAAGAAGAGAAUGGGACUAGUCAGCAAACCCUCAACGAUAGUGAGCUGUAG